AGGAAUUUCGGCGCCAUGUCAGUGUAUGAAAGCGAGGACUGCGGAGAAACGCGCCGAUACACCUUCCGGCGCAUCCAAACUACGGCCAUCCGGUUCCAGGUGAAGGCGGCCCACGACGUGGCCAUCUGCCUCUCCCCUGACGACAACGAAGAGCAGGAGGACAUGUACGAGAUCUUCAUCGGCUGCUGGGGAGGCGGGGAGUCCGGCAUCCGCCGCCACAGGGACGAGGACGUGUGCCGGGUCGAGACGCCCGACAUCGUGAGCGACGAGGAGUUCCGCAGUUUCUGGAUCAAAAUCGAGCACGGCGUCAUCAAGGUAGGGCGGUCCGGGCAGAAGCACCCCUUCAUGAGCUACACCGACCCCGACACGCUGCUCCACGUCACGUGGUACGGCUACUCCACCGGCUGGGGCGCCUCCGGGGAGUGGAUGUUCCCGGAUGACGACGAAGGAUCCUCCUCGUCCUCCUCAGCCAUGUCCUCCUCGGACUCAGAGGCGGAGGACAUCAACAACCUCGAAGACAGACCCAUCAUGUACAAGCGUCCCGCGCGCUGGGUGCCGGCUAAGGGCGGCUACUUCCCGAGGCAUCCCGUGUCCGGCGGCGAGGGUCCCGACGGGGAGGUGUACGUCGGGAUGGCGCACCACGAGGGCGGCUACAUCCUGGGCAUGGUCGUUCCAGACCAGGGAUGCUGCUACAUACCCUUCGGAGGAGAAGCUAUAGCCAAGGAAGAGUAUUUUGUGCUGAGCAACCCCGGUACAGUGAACAUCAGCUGGGAACCGGGGAGCAAAGGCAAGGUUCCCAGCGGAGCUUUGCAGGGGGGCCGAUCUGAGGACGGGGAGCCUCUCUACAUCGGCAGGAUCUCUGUGGACGGCGUGGUGUCUGUCGGCAAGGUGCACCCAAGCCACGGAGUUUGCUACGUCCCCUACAACGGCACUGAACACUCCCAUCGCGACUACGAGGUCCUUUGCAUUCAGGACGUGCCAUGCAAAAUCUGACCUGCUUAUCACUUC
Penaeus indicus is the source of this 1008-nucleotide messenger RNA. RefSeq lists its product as uncharacterized. The record is from RefSeq and is a predicted model, not a curated record. NCBI's taxonomy places the organism in Eukaryota, Metazoa, Arthropoda, Malacostraca, Decapoda, Penaeidae. Bases 16 to 993 code for a protein of 325 amino acids. The transcript is spliced from 7 exons.